Gambusia affinis (western mosquitofish) is the source of this 1310-nucleotide messenger RNA. Its product is annotated as C-type lectin domain family 4 member E-like. The transcript has 6 exons. NCBI's taxonomy places the organism in Eukaryota, Metazoa, Chordata, Actinopteri, Cyprinodontiformes, Poeciliidae. Bases 69 to 797 code for a protein of 242 amino acids. The record is from RefSeq and is a predicted model, not a curated record.
GAAGAAAAAGCAGGUCUUGUUUUUGUUGCAAAACGAACAAAAGAAGAAGUCCGUUGCUUUCUAGUGUCAUGCAAGAAAAGCAGUUUGUUGUCACACAGCGGUGCUCUGAAGGUAAGAUGACAGGAGCUGUCCGCAGAGAGCAAGCAGAGUUCAGCAUGGACUAUGUGAAUCUGCCCGAGCCUCCAGUUACAACGGCUGCUGGAGGAGGAGACGAGGGGAACCAUCCUGCACCAGGGACAAAGUUAUUGAGGCUGGUUGGAGUUAGCUUUGGACUCCUUUGCCUCCUACAAGCUGCUGUCAACGUGUCUCUCCGCCUGACACUGUUCAAAUCUGACGGUCAGACGUCACCAACAGGACCCGCUUGCUGUAAUGAAACUGACAAGCAGAGACAACUGAUCGAGCGGUACAUCCAGCAGGGAUGGGUGCGUUUCCGUUCCAGUGUGUAUUAUAUUUCUGACGCCAGGAACACGUGGCAGCAGAGCAGACGGUAUUGUCUGCGGCAAGGCGCUGACCUGGUGAUCAUAAACACCAAAGAAGAACAGGACUUCACAAGACAGUUUCACAGAUUCACGUGGCUCGGACUUUAUUAUGAGUCCAAGACGAAGAAGUGGAUAUGGGUGGAUCGGACUCCGCUGAACGAAAGUUUCAGCUUCUGGGGGCCUGGAGAGCCAAACGGGUUUGAAGGCAAAAUCGAAAACUGUGUGGAGAUAAGGUUCUUUGAGAUGGAUAACAGCUGGAACGACAUACCGUGUGGAGACCAAAACUACUGGAUCUGCGAGAAAGAGGUGGCUCCGUAAAUAAAACCAAACCAAGUCCAGGGGAGUACAAACGGACCUGAAGUCUUAACGUGUAACCAGGAAAUGGAAAGCCGGACACACGGUUUUAAUCAUUUGAAAAAGAGCCUGUUGGGUUUUGGAUUGAAAACAGGGUGUCCUUUGAUUUGUGCAAAACAUUGUUUUGAAAGUGACGCGAUCGCGUGAUAGCAAUGAUUUUAUUUUUGGCAAAUGCUUGAAUAAUGAGGGAGUAAGCAAUGAUGAUGGAAAAAGUCGUCACCAAAAUCAAAACGUUUUCGAUCAUCGAAAUCGAAAGCUUUUGGAUCAAGUAAAGCUUUCGAUUUUGGCAAAAAUCUUGAUAGUUUGUUCACCAACAGGUUAUAAAAUGAUCAGAAUACAUAAGCAACUUUUAUUUCGAAAGCUAUGUUCUAGUUACUGCAUCUCAAACUUACACAUCCCACUGAAAAGAUCGCAAAUCAACAAUUAAUUUCCUCUCACAUCUGUUCUUCAGCAGCUAUAUAUGACAGUUACUAUAAU